Molecule: messenger RNA, 1935 nt
Organism: Cucurbita pepo subsp. pepo (vegetable marrow)
Lineage: Eukaryota; Viridiplantae; Streptophyta; Magnoliopsida; Cucurbitales; Cucurbitaceae
Product: protein WVD2-like 7
Source: RefSeq, a predicted model, not a curated record
AUUUUUUUUUAUAUUAUUUUUACUCUUGCAGGUGAGCACCUUUUUCUCUUGUUUGAAAUUCAAAAUUUGAAAGCUUUCCAGUUUCCGACAUGACAAAAUAAUACCCAGAACCCAUAUGCAAUAAUACAAGCAUUUCUCGAGCUUGGAGUUUCUUUUUUUUUUCUUUUGUUUUUGUUUCUUGCAGUUGGGAGCUUCCAUGGCAGAUUCAACUUGCCUCAUUCAGCACCCUUUCUCUUAUACUUCAGGUUUUCCUAAUGAAUCCAUGGAGGGCAACCAUCCAAUUCAUGCUCUCGGCCAGUCCGUCUCCUUCGGGAGAUUCAUGUCCGAGUCUUUGGCUUGGGAUAAAUGGUCCACUUUUUCCCACAAUCGCUAUGUUGAAGAAGCUGAGAAGUUCUCUCGCCCUGGAUCUGUUGCUCAGAAGAAAGCUUUCUUUGAAGCACAUUACAAGAAGAUUGCUGCUCAGCGGGCUGCCGCCUUGCUUGAGCAAGAAAAUGCUGCUGCGUCUUCCAACUCUGUCCAACAAACUGAAACUGUCGAUGAUGUUGGUGCCUGUGCUCCUCUGCAGCCCGCAAUGCCGUCCUCUGCCGGCGUCGAGCAACAUGGCAGUUGCGACGGUUCUGAUCUUAAGGAGGAGAAAGUUGGAAGCAGGGAGGUUGAGGGAGCUGAUUCUGGCAUUGCCCACCAAGUGUUCGACGAAAUUCCUCAGAAGGUUGAGCCGAAAAUUAAGGUUGAGGGUGUUGAUUUGAAUGGUGGGUUGACUGAAGUUGAGCUCAUUCGGACACCCCAGAUGGAAAAAUCUCUUCCUAAGAGUUCCCGCCAGAAUUUGGAGCAUCCGUCCACCAUUAGCAAGAAGAAAGCAGCUACUUCAUACCCAAAGCUUCCGUUGUUCAAUAGGUCAUCGAAGAUCCCAUCUACACCUGCCAAACCAAUUGCUCCAGCUUCGACUCCAAAACAAGUAGCAAACAAACAUGUAAUGGAGUCUGCAGAUAAAAGGAAGUCUACACCUAAAUCUCUUAGGAUGGCAGUGAACUUUACACCCAUUCGAGAGCUCAACAAGCUAACUUCAACAGUCAUAAGAAAGAUUGAACGUUCAAGAGUUGGGUCCAAUACUUCAAAACCAGCUAAAGAUUGCUCAACUCCUCUUAGAACACCGAACACGGCGUUGAAGAAUGUGCCCCAUAAGCAUCCUUCUACAACACCCUGGUCAGAAAAGAAAAGAAACAAAUCGUACUCGCCAUUUUCAUUCACACCUUUCAGCUUGAGAACCGAAGAAAGAGCAGCGAGAAGAAAGGAGAAACUUGAAGAGAAGUUCAACACAAAUGAGUCACAAAAAAAGGUGCAACUUCAAACAAAACUAAAGGAGAAAACCGAAACAGAAGUAAUAAAACUGCAUCAAAGCUCCUGCUUCAAAGCUAGGCCACUGCCCAAUUUUUACAGGGAGCGAAAAGCACAGAUGAACAACGAGCAGGUUCCCAAGACUCAUACCCCAUCGCCAAAAGUAGGAAGAAAGAUUAGUCCCAGAACAGGAGAAACCACAAUGCCCCAUUCAGGGUAUAUGCCUCCAGUUAAAAGCAGCAGAAGCAUGAAUAAGAGUGUUCAGGGAAAGGCUCGUUCUCCGUCACUACGAACUUUAAUGUCUGCUCAUGAGAACACAUCUCCUAAUAUUCAGCAGUGAAGGUCAAGCAGCAGAUUCCUUGAUGAAACCAUUUUCAUUUAUUCAUGAGAGGUAUGCAGAUCUCGACGUGUAUCCAUUUUGUUCUACUGGUAUAUCAGUCAAUCUUUAUGUAACAAAGCCUUGUUUGAUAUGAACUCUACUGUAUAAAAAUGUCGGUAUAUGUAAAGAACAUUGAUUUGAUGGGCUAUGAAGUUAUCAUUAUUCAUCAGAAUUCAACAAAGAAGUAGCCUGUUCCUAAUUUACUGCCUCUUCUACUCUUA